Molecule: messenger RNA, 3219 nt
Organism: Bathycoccus prasinos
Lineage: Eukaryota; Viridiplantae; Chlorophyta; Mamiellophyceae; Mamiellales; Bathycoccaceae
Exons: 1
Coding region: 1-3219 (1072 amino acids)
Cellular component (GO): nucleus
Source: RefSeq, a predicted model, not a curated record
AUGGGGAGUUCAUCCGACGCGUUGCUCGAACGAAUCUCGAACAAUACGCCUAAGAAGACGAAGAACAUGACGACUCCCGCUGGUGCGAAUACCGUGCGUCGGUCGCGGAGGUUAUUAGGCCCGUCCGUAUCCAUCGUCGGCGACGUGGGGGAGAACGAGGAGACGCCGUUGGGGAAGAUUCGAGAGACUGUAACGACGACGACGACGUCUCGAUUAGGAGGAGGAAAAGGAGGCGCGAACAAGAACAACAACGAGAAAAAGAAGACGGUCAGGUCGCCGUUGAUGGACCGAGGGAACGAACGAGACGUUAUUACCGUCGAAGAGGAAGAAGAAAACGGGAAGAGGAAGAAGGAGAAGAAGAAAAGCGAAAAGAGAGCUGCUGCUGCUGGGAAAAAGACAACAAAAGCAAUAGGCGAGAAGAAGCGGGAGAAACCGGCAACGGCGGCGAGAAAGACGCGAAAAGGGACAAAGGAGCAGGACGAGGAAGAGACGGAAGAGAAGGAUCAAAAACAGCCGGAGGAGGAAAGUACGAUGGAAACUUAUCCGACGACGACGACCGCGUCCGCCGACGACAACCACCAAGACGUCCAAGAACAAGAAAAGAUACAAGAAGAAAUGGACAACGAAGACCCGAUGCAAAUAUUAAAGCUCGCGGUUGCGACGUGGCAGAAACGCGGGGUGGACCCGUCCGAGGCUAUUUUCGAGGCGUUUCCUUUGCGUUUGUCGGAACGAAAGGAUGGGGCGACCAUGCGGAGGUUGAUGGCGGCGUUGGCGGGCGUGGAGUUGGCGCCGACGACGGUGAAGAAGGCGAGAGCGAUUCGGGAGGAGAUGUUUGAGGACGUGGAAGAAGAUGGAGAAGAAGUGUGCGAUAUGGUCGAAGAUAAAGAGGACGUGGGCGAAAGCAAAGCUGACUCGAAGCAAAAACCAAACGCGGAGCUGUCGCUCGAGGACCACGCGACGAGACGAUUGAGUUUCGGGUCCGGGAAUGGCGGCGAGAAAGAAGAGAACGCGAAAGAACAACACGAAGAAGAAGUAGUAGUAGCAGUAGCAGCAGGCAAUGAAGAAGAAGACGAAGAGUUUGGCACGCCGGAAGGGAAAAUUGAAGAUGAAGAAGGCGAUAUCGAAGGCACGUUUGAUCCGUGUAACUGCGGCGAGCUCGAGUGUCCGAAAGAGAAAAUGUUGAAAAACAACGGACCAUUUCAGCUCCCGGUAGUCAAACACGAGCAGCCGCAAAAACAAAUGACGCCAAUUAGAACGUGGAUGGAUGCAGAGCAACCGUCGUUGGACGAAGAGAAUGAGGAGGAGGCAGACGAUAGCGAAAGUGUCGCCGCUACGGAUAUCGACGAAAAUUAUUCAGUCCGCGACGAGGAGGAGGAAGAGGACAACGAAGAUGAUGAUGUCGGGAGUAUUGCGGGCACUGAACACGUCGCGUCGCCUCUCGUUGAGAGCAUCAUAGAACGCGCUUCGAAGAAAGAAGAAGAAAUAAAGGACGAACCAGCACCUCCUGAAAAGGAGGCUGAGGUAGAAGAAGAGGACGAAGUUAUAGCCGCGCGACCGAAGCGUAACGCGGCGACCAAGAAGAAAGUUCAAAUUUUAUCUUCUAGCGACGAAGAUGAAGAAGAUGAAGAAGCUGAAGAAAAAGAUACGAGCGCCGCACCGGUGCGAGCGUCGAGGCGCGUCGCAAAUAAGCGGAACGAAAUAGCGGAGAAAAUAUCGAAUCGAAGAAGAAAUCAAAUCUUGGAAGACAGCGACGAUUAUGAAACCUCAGAAGAUGAGGAAGACGACGAGGACGACGAUGAUGAUUCGCUCUCGGAGAUUGCAGAAGAAGAGGAAGCAGACGACUCCGAGUUCGCUCCCAGCGACGACGAGGACGACGAAGUGAAACCGUUCUUGAAAACGGCGAUGAAAACGGCGAUGAAAACGCCCGGACCGCCAGCCAAGACGCCCGGCAGAGUCAACUUCAAAACACCAACGCCUCCAAAAACGGGUCCAAAUACGCUAUUCCGCGCAAUGACGGACAAGAAGUGCAACACGGCAUUACGUGCUGCUCGUCUCGCGGCUAUGGAAGACGAACAGAAAGACGACGAUAUUUCUCCGUUCAAUCUCGAGCGUUUGCAGACGCCGCCGAACGAGCCGGCGAACAUGUCGCCAACGAAAACGUUUUCUGCGUGGAAACCACCGCCCUCACACUCGAAAGCGUUAACGUCGGCGUUGAAAUCCGUAGGAAAAACUAUCGGCGGUAACUUGAAGAAUGGAUUUGACUUCAACAAGCACAAAGAGUCCAUCACGAGAGCUCUUUUCGACGAGUUCAACGCGAACGUUUUCGAUCGACAACUUCCCGAUGGAUUUGAGAUUACUUGGAGUAAGAAACUGCUCACUACGGCUGGCUUAACCGUGUAUAAGCGAACCACGAUCGAAGGCGUUCGUCAUUUCACCGCACGCAUUGAGUUGAGCACAAAAGUGCUCGAUUCCGUGCACAAGCUCGAAUCGACUUUGUUGCACGAAAUGUGCCAUGCGUCUGCGUGGCUCGUCGAUCACGUGGCCAAACCUCCGCACGGUGACGUGUUCAAAAAAUGGGCAAAGUUAGCGAUGCAAACGUACCCGGGAACGAACGUGUCUACAUGCCACGCGUAUGCGAUACACACGCCGUUCAAAUGGAAGUGCAGCCAAACGUGGUGCGAACAAGAAUAUGGACGACACUCGAAAUCCAUCGACGUAGAGAAAAAGCGGUGUGGAUUAUGCGGCGGUCGAUUGGAAUUUAUGGGCAAGUUCACCUCCGACGGCGUCCUCGUGAAAGGCUCGAACAUCGAAAAGAAAGCGACUGGGUACGCUAAAUUCGUCCAAGAUAACUUUGGAGACGUGAAGAAAGAGCUCGGCAAUAAGACACCGCACAAGAAAAUCAUGGAAAAGUUGAGUGAAAAAUGGAACGAGGAGAAGAAAGCCGGGAAGAAGAGCGACAGCGGCGAACGCAGCGGCAGCGGCAGCAACAACGAAAGCUUCAGCGAGGAUAAAGAAAAUAUCCCAAAAGAGGAGCCCGGAACGAUUUCCAAGGCGGCUGCUAGGUUCACGAAGUUGGCUUUAUUCGAAGAUGAAAUCAUGUCCUUUACCGAGAAGAAGAAAAAGAAAAGCGUUUCUAUCCAAGAGGAGGAAGACGAAGUCGAGACGAAGAUGAAGGCGAUGAACUUGAACUCGCUUUUGUUAGAAGAGGAGGAAGAGUGA